Messenger RNA from Zasmidium cellare ATCC 36951, 1008 nucleotides. RefSeq names its product glycoside hydrolase family 43 protein. The record is from RefSeq and is a predicted model, not a curated record. The transcript is spliced from 2 exons. NCBI's taxonomy places the organism in Eukaryota, Fungi, Ascomycota, Dothideomycetes, Mycosphaerellales, Mycosphaerellaceae. Bases 1 to 1008 code for a protein of 335 amino acids.
AUGAGACUCUCACACCUUCUUGCAUCCCUCUCCGCCUCCCUCUCCUUCGCAGCCCUCCUCCCCCGUCAAACCACCACGCCCUCUACUGAAUUCGUUGGCUACCUCAUCUCCACCUUCUCAGACCCCACGCCAGCGGUGCAAUGGCACCUCUCCACUUCCAACUCUCCUUCAGCCUUCACCUUCCUCAAUAACGGCUCCCCAAUCCUGACCUCCAACGUCGGCACGGGCGGCGUCAGGGGUGUCUUUCUGACGAGCGAUGGACGGAGGGAGAAGUGGGUUUUGAUCGCGACGGAUUUGGAUAUUAAUGCGGAGGGGUUUAGUUGGGAUGAGGUUACGCGGAGGGGGAGUCGGGGGUUGGUUGUUUGGGAGUCUGAGGGGUUGACGGGGUGGGGGGAGGGGAGGCUUGUGACAGUUGAAACUCCCACCGCGGGAAUGGCGUGGGCUCCGAGUGCUGUUUGGGACGAUGAUACCAGCCAGUUCUUCAUCUUCUGGUCUUCGAGGCAUUAUGCCGAGUCCGACACCGAGCAUACCGGCACCGCGAUGCUCGAUCGGAUCCGGUAUGCGACCACAACGGAUUUCAUCUCUUUCAGCGCUCCGCAGGAUUACCUCGCUCUGGAAGAUACGCCUCUCAUCGAUCAGGAAUUCCAGUAUCUCGGACAACCGGACCAUUGGGCAAGGUUUCUGAAGAACGAGACUGUCAAUCAGGUCUAUCAGGAGACGAUGACCCAAGGCUUGUUUUCCACGGAGUGGACGAGGGUCGAAGGGUAUGUCCGGCCAGAGAGUCCGAGGGAGGGAACGGCGGUCUUUAAAGACAAUGUCGAGGAAGGGUUGUAUCAUAUGUUGCUGGAUGAUUAUACGGAGUAUGUGCCGUUUGAGACGAGGGAUAUCUUGGGCGGAGAGUGGACGGAGUCGGAGUAUGACGGGUUUCCGAGUGGGCUGAAGCAUGGAAGCGUCACGCCUUUGACGCAGGAGGAGUACGAUGCUGUGUGGGAGAAGUAUGGCAAUUAG